Messenger RNA from Rhodotorula graminis WP1, 1183 nucleotides. RefSeq lists its product as uncharacterized. Bases 1 to 1128 code for a protein of 375 amino acids. Lineage: Eukaryota; Fungi; Basidiomycota; Microbotryomycetes; Sporidiobolales; Sporidiobolaceae. The record is from RefSeq and is a predicted model, not a curated record. The transcript is spliced from 3 exons.
AUGCGGCGCCUCGUCCUGUUCGAGGGCGCGCCGACUAUAGAGCAGUGCUACAGUUCUCUCGACCUUGACCACCAGCCCGACACCUCCUGGCACAUCGUCACCCUCGACUUCUCGCCUCCUCAUCAGCCAACACUCGGCGCUCCUCGACCCGCCUCGCCGGCCUCGCCAGCGCCACGUCCAGCAGCUCAGCAGCCGACUAUCAAGCCCGAGGCGACUGCUCCAUCCGCAGGCGGCAACCCCUGGGACGUCACGGCGUCGCAGUUCCAGGACGCCGUCGAGGGCAGCCCUGUGCAGGACGCGCGCGCGGGAGCAGAGCCUGAGGAGCAGCCCGACAGCCUCGAGCUGUCACGCAGGAGGACUCGCAGGAGGUCGUCGUCCUCGCCUGAGGUCGAGCGGUCCGAGCAGGAGGAUGAGGGCGAGGGCGUUUCGCGAACGAGCUUCAUGAUGCCUCCGCCGACGCAGGCCCGGUCGCGAUACUCGGCCGUGUUCCGCGCCCAGCACUCGCAGCCCGUCCUCCAGCCGCCUCACGACGACGUCUCGUUCGCCUUUCCUCCCUCGGCAGCCUUCCUCGACGUCUCGCGCGACACGACCGUCAACUACACUGCCGACGACUCGUACGACCCGACCUACGCCGAGGGCGCGUCGCUCGGCGCGCCGCCGCACUUUGCCUGGAAGGUCUACGACCUCACGGCGCUCAACCAGCUGCGCAAGAAGCUCGUCCAGGCGUCGGUCCGAGGUGCUCCGUCGUCCAAGGUGUCGGUCCUCGCCGCCGUCAACAGCUUUGAGCAGCGCGACACGGCCAAGAGCAAGCUCACCGAGGUGACGCUCAUCGACGACUCGGGCCAGCACGUCAAGCUCGCCAUCUGGGGCGCGGCGGGCGUCGAGAUUGGCAAGGUCAUCCAGCGCGCCGACAUUAUCUACGUCGAGAACGUCGCCCUCAAGGAGUACGGCGGGGCGCUCCAGCUCUCGUUCAGCGACCGCGACUCGCAGCUCGGCAUCUGCUGGCGCACACACGCCGUCGACGUCGACGACUGGGCGUACCGGUUCCACGAGGGGUGGCGCGAGUCGCUCGUCGAGGCCGACGAGGUGCUCAAGCAGGCCGACUGGUUCUCGAGGCGGUUCGGCUGAGCGUGUGUGGGUCCUUUCCGUCGUUGUUGUUGUCAUGACUAGUAGUUUGAGCCUC